Messenger RNA from Prorocentrum cordatum, 996 nucleotides. NCBI's taxonomy places the organism in Eukaryota, Dinophyceae, Prorocentrales, Prorocentraceae. The record is from the annotation of a GenBank genome assembly.
AUGAGGGUGCGGCACUUGCAGUCCCACCUGACUGACCAGCAGCUCAUCCGCCAGGGCAAGAUUGAUGCACUUCGGCGUGUGAAGAUGGGCGUGGAUACCGUGUUCUGGCUGCGUUCUAUCCAGGCGCUGAAGGACCCGUUCGCGGACGCGCUGGGUGGCAUUCCUCCUGGCAUUUUCGGCUUCGUGGACAAGGAGCUGGAUUGGUUCAAGCGGUUCGACAUCAACCCUCUUUUUGUGUUUCAGGGCGUGGCGCCCGGGCCCCAGCACUCCAUGUUCGUUAGCCGCAUGGACCAGCAGAUGGAGCUUGCGUGGACGUACCUUGGCAAGGGCCAGAAGAGCGAGGCUCAGAAGUGCUUCGCCGUGUCCACGAGCCGCAUCAACGGCGACUUCGUGUAUUUCAUUUUUCAUCACCUUAGGUUUAGAGGGUACGACUGCCUGCAGGCGCCCUACUUCGCGGGGGCCCAGCUGGCCCACUUUGUCGAGCAGGGAGGGGCGAGGGCCGCGAGCGGGGAUGGUGCGGGGGUGGUGCACCUCCUGCUCCCGGCGGCGCGUGGCGCCCUCGUCGCGUCGCACGCUGCGGCGGGCCUCUGUGCGGGCGAGUCCCGCGAGGCCCUCCGCCUCGCGCGGGCGGCCGAGAGGCGUCUUCGGGAGCACGGCGUGCUCGCGGAGGCGGCGGAGCUGGCUGGUGCUGGCGGAGCUGCUGCGGCCGACAUCGACGACGAGUGGUCGGACGGACGGGCUGGUGAGGAGCCCGCGAUGUGGAUGGAGGUGGAUGCGGACUCGGAGUGUGUCGAUGUCCGCGAUGUGGGCGACCUCUCGGUGCUGCAGGGCCGGCUGGCGCACCAGGCACAUGGUUGUCGUCUUCCUGGAUGUCGGCCUGGCGCUGCGAUCGCGGCGCCCACGAUGGAACUGGACGUGCGGGAGCGUGCGCGGCGGGCGCUCGCGCACCUGCCUGGCCAUGGGGGCUCUUCCCCCUCGUGGCCGCGCUCGACGUGA